GAAGCAGCGGAUGUGACUUCCUGCUAGAAUCCAUGUAAAACUCUUGUUUAUCGUUAUGUUUAGACAUUUCUGAGUGGAUUUAAUCACCUUUAUGUGUUGUAAACAUGCCGUACAAACUAGAACGCUUCUUGCGGUUUUCUCUCAGUGGUAAAAGGGCGUUUAUUCCCGGAAACAACGGCAGCUUCGGGUAUUAGCUUAGCCUGUUAGCUGGAACCAAAACAGUCCCACAGAGGAAGAGAGAGCCGCUUUGGAGGACAGACUGGAAAUCUGGUGGAGUUUACUGGGAGAAAGGCUUCUGUGGUGCUGGUGUGAAAACACCAGAAAACAAAGAUGGAGGAAGGGACUCGCAGAGAGCAGAUGGACUCUCGGUUUCAAGACAUCCAGCAGCAGAUGCUGACGAAAGAGGAACUUCCUGCUGAGGAGGAGAACUGGACUCCCUCACCGGACCAGAACCAGAACCGCACUGAAAUUAAAGAGGAACAGGAAGAGACGAAGAUCAUAGAGUUCAUAUUCAACACUGUCCCUGUGAAAAGCGACGAUGAGGAAGAGAAACCUCAACUCUCAGAGCUUCCUGACUGUCAUACUGAGGGAAUCAGAAACUCACCAGAACCAGACGGAUGUUGGAAUGAAUCAGAUGAUAAAGACAAAUCUUCAGGUUCUUCAGAAACAGAUGUCAGUGAUGGAAACUGGGAGGAGCGCGAUAGAGCUAGGCCAGGAUUGGACCCUGUUAUAAAUGUAUUAUCUGUCACUGAUAUUGUGUAUGACACAGGUAAGAAGCUACACAGCUGCAAUGAAUGUGGUAAAACUUUUAACCAAAAGUCAGAUGUUUUGAGGCACAGCAGAAUUCACACAGGAGAGAAACCUUUCAUUUGCUCCAUCUGCAACGCAGCUUUUUCUUGGAAGCACGUCUUGGCUCAACACAUGAGAACGCAUAGUGGAGAAAAACCCUUCAGCUGCUCCAUAUGUGGUCAGCAGUUUGGAAGGAAGAUACAUGUCACCUCUCACAUGAGAAGUCAUACUACAGAAAAACCUUUCACCUGCUCCAUUUGUGGACAAAAGUUCAGCCGGAGAGAAAGUGUGACGCGGCACAUGAGACGCCACACUGAAGAAAAACCUUUCAGCUGCUCUGUUUGUGGGCAAGAGUUUGGCAGGAAGGAAAGUCUGACCUAUCACAUGACUCAUCACACUGAAGAAAAACCAUACAGCUGCUCCGUCUGUAACAAAGCUUUUACUUUGAAAAUAACUUUAAUGGAGCACACGAGAACCCAUUCAGAGGAAAGACCGUUCAGCUGUUCUGUCUGUGGUGCAGCUUUUAAAAGGAAACAUACUUUAGCAGAACACACAAAAACCCACACUGGAGAGAGACCUUACAGUUGCUCUGUUUGUGGACAAAGUUUUGUUCAACUUAUCAGUCUAACUCGUCAUAUGAGGGGUCACACAGGAGAAAAACCUUAUAGCUGCUCCACCUGCAAUAAGACGUUCAAAUGGAAACAAACUUUUCUGACGCACACAAAAAUACACUGUAGUGAAUAAUUUUCAAUCCUGUGAACAGACUAAAUAUCCACGGAGGUUAGACAUAGUCUGGUCAUGUUUUCUAUGGGAGAUGAGCUCACAUUGAAUCUGCCGUAUUUAAAUAUGGAAAUACCACAGGAAAAAUUAUGUCAUUUUUAUCAAAAGAACAAGCAAAAAAUAAACUAGUUAAAACUUCUUCAUGUGUGCCAGUCAAUUAAGU
Poeciliopsis prolifica (blackstripe livebearer) is the source of this 1732-nucleotide messenger RNA. RefSeq names its product zinc finger protein OZF-like. NCBI's taxonomy places the organism in Eukaryota, Metazoa, Chordata, Actinopteri, Cyprinodontiformes, Poeciliidae. The coding region runs from base 331 to 1533 and encodes 400 amino acids. The transcript has 2 exons. The record is from RefSeq and is a predicted model, not a curated record.